AUGCAUUUCAAAACAAAAACUUCUGCUGCCCUACUUGAUAUCAAGAUUGAUCGAGAAAUAUUGGAUUCAGUUACAGUUGCCCUUAAAGAAUGUUUGUUUCUUUCAUAUCAGAAUAUGCAGAAUAUUAUUCUAUUGUUUUCUAUUGCUGUUCAGCAUCUGAUUGCAGAAGUCAGUGAAAUUAUGACUAAUGAUACUGUAGAUAAGGCUGGUUUGUGGAAAAACAAACUCAUUGAUCAGUCAUUGGAGCUUUUAGAUUAUUUACCUCAAGCAAUUCAAGACAUUUGCUUCUUGAAAGAGAUCCACAUGGAAAUGUUCAAGUUUCCAAAAAUGAAAAACGUGUUAUUGCCUGAUGCAGGAAUUAUUAGACAACCCAAAUGGGGGCAUCUUAAAGAUUUGCAUAAGGCCAUAAAACUUUGUGAAGAAGCACUUAUAGCUACUGAUCCAACAAUUUCAUCUCCUGGUCCAAAUCUAGAGACUUCAGUUUACAAGACAGGAUCUGCAUGUGUGGCCUUCCUUGCUAACACCGGCACGAACGAUGCAACGGUUACCUUCAACGGCAAUUCAUAUCACUUGCCUGGAUGGUCUGUGAGCAUUUUACCAGAUUGCAAGAGUGUUGUUCUAAAUACUGCAAAGAUUAAUUCUGCAUCUACGAUUUCAAGCUUCGCAACUGAAUCUGUAAAAGAAGAGGUUGAUUCUUUGGGGAGUUCAAGUUCAGGAUGGAGUUGGAUUAGUGAACCGGUCGGUAUUUCAAAGGAUGAUGCAUUCACAAAAUCUGGACUUCUUGAACAAAUAAACACGACUGCAGAUAGAAGUGACUACCUGUGGUAUUCAUUAAGCAUUGAUGUUGAAGAUACUGCCGGUGCUCAACCUGUUCUUCACAUUGAAUCCCUUGGUCACGCCCUUCAUGCUUUUAUAAAUGGGAAACUUGCAGGGAGUGGAGUAGGAAACAGCGGAAACGCUAAGGUCAAGGUGGACAUCCCUAUUACACUUGUAUCUGGAAAGAACAAAAUUGAUCUCCUGAGUUUAACAGUGGGACUACAGAACUAUGGAGCUUUUUACGACCUAGUGGGUGCGGGGAUCACUGGUCCAGUAACAUUGAAAGGUUUGAGAAAUGGAAGUACUGUUGAUCUCUCCUCACAGCAAUGGACAUACCAGAUUGGUCUUCAAGGUGAAGAUUUAGGUUUGUCUAGUGGAAGUGUUGGACAGUGGAAUUCACAAUCUAACUUACCUACAAAUCAACCUUUGACUUGGUACAAGACGAACUUCAUUGCUCCUUCUGGAAGUAACCCAGUUGCAAUUGAUUUCACGGGGCUGGGAAAAGGAGAAGCCUGGGUGAAUGGACAGAGCAUUGGACGAUACUGGCCAACAUACGUCGCUCCAACUUCUGGCUGUACUGACUCAUGCAAUUAUAGAGGAUCCUAUUCUUCAUCGAAAUGUCUCAAGAACUGUGGAAAACCAUCACAAAUAUCAUUUCUCCUUUUUUAA
Vicia faba (fava bean) is the source of this 1485-nucleotide messenger RNA. NCBI's taxonomy places the organism in Eukaryota, Viridiplantae, Streptophyta, Magnoliopsida, Fabales, Fabaceae. The record is from the annotation of a GenBank genome assembly.